Trichomonas vaginalis G3 is the source of this 462-nucleotide messenger RNA. RefSeq lists its product as uncharacterized. The transcript has a single exon. Lineage: Eukaryota; Parabasalia; Trichomonadida; Trichomonadidae. The record is from RefSeq and is a predicted model, not a curated record. The coding region runs from base 1 to 462 and encodes 153 amino acids.
AUGUUUGUACAACCCCUAUACCCGAUUUCGAGUACUUAUGAUAUGCCUCAUCCAAAAGCAAAGUCUGCUCAAUCGAUCCGAGAUAACGAGAAGGUUCAGAAGAGAGUCAAGUUUAAUGGUGAGAAGCUCGAUUAUGUCUCAAACUAUAUUGACAAGUAUUUCGGUGCUCAUGUCACUAUUGCUAUCCUCACGAGCUUAGCUAAAAUUGUAAUGGGAAAGCAUAAGGUCAAACUUGAUAGAUUGGCCCGCCGAAAUAGAGCUGCAUUGCUAUGCUGGUAUGCGGAAAACUGGGAUAUCAUUCAUCCAAUCCUGAAGGAGAACGAUUUCAAGAAGAAAAUCAAAAUAAAAAUGCAUUCAUAUCCAAAUCAUAUUGAUCGCAGUAACAAUGAGAUCCCAAAAGAAAGCUGUGAUUAUUACUAUGUCGAUCCGACUGAUCUCACAGUAUUGCUCAACUAUCAUUAA